AUGGAGCUAUGGCCGGUUGCCAUUGCCAUGGCCUUGGGCACCGCGAGCUGCCUACUGCUGCUGGGGUCCGCAGAGCUGGCGCUGUUGCGGACCCUGCUGAAGAUGCUCGCGUGCAAAGGCCGGCGGAACCGGGGGCAGCUCACAGGUUUGCGCUUCCCGACCUCGGCGGAUGAGCUGACCUCUUCCAAAGGCCCAGCGAGGCUCACGGCGAUGCUGAAGCCGCACCUGCCGAAAGGAGUGUCGGUGACCUCCGUGCGAAAUCUGCAGACGGAGAUCAAGGAUGGGGUGAAGGGUGAGAAGGCGAUGCUGAAGGUGACCUACUCUAAGCCGGUAGACGCGGAGAUCCUGCCCAACGUUUUCUUCGUGAAGUUUAAUCUACAGGACUGGAGCCCCAUGCGGAUCUUCGUGCAGAGCUCGCAGGUGUGCAAGUGCGAGGCCCUCUUCUACCACAUCUUGGCCAAGGAGAUCUCCGACUUCCUGAGGACCCCAAAGUGCUUCUUUGUGGAUUUCAACGAGAUGACAGGUGAGUUCUGCCUGGUGACGGAGGCCCUGGACUUCGGCCACCAGUACUUGCCGCUGAAGCACCGCGUCCGUGAUGCGGCAAGCCUCGAGGAUCAGUUGCUCUUUAUUGAGACUGGGGCGAUGCUGCACUGCCGGCUUGGGAACAGCCCAGUGCUUCUCAAGAUGCCCAAGUUCCAUGAGACCCAUCGAGAGAUGUGGGUGCUUUGUGCUCUCAGUGGCCGGUUCGGGCUGUCUCACAGCGUGCAGAAGACGGUCAGGGGCCAGAGGGUCAACGAAGCCUGGAUGACCUGGGACUGCCCAUCGGAACUGCUGGGCAAGGAGCGGGACAUCAUCCGAGACAUGCCCGGUAUCAUGACCUCGCUGUCCAAGGACCCUGAGAUGGCAGUCUUUGGCCACAACGACCUCACCACCGACAACGCGUUCUACUGGAAGGACGCGGGGAAGCUGCACAUGGGCCUGUUCGACUGGCAGCAGAGCUGCGUGAACAACUUGGGCCAAGAAUGGGCCUGGAACUGGCAUUUCCUGGAGCCCGAGUUCCUUGCAAAGCACGAGGAGACUCUCAUUGACCACGUGCUGUCCACCUAUGAGCGAUUGGGCCGCCAGAUCUCCAGAGCCAAGUUUCUGAACGCUUACGUCCUGGGCACUGCGCAGAUGUUCGUCUUCAGCGGCGGUGGCUUGCAGCUGCUGAUGACAGAUCUCCAGUCCAAGGGCAUCUUCGAGUCCUUGGUGCCGGAGGACGUGCGAUGCAAAGAUCCGGGCCUGGACCAGGAGCUGCGAGAGAAGCUGGUGGGUGCAGAGAUGACGCGCCGGACCUUCACAAACUGCUGUAGUAUCAUGCGACGACAUGACUUCUACUCUGCUUGGCAGAAAUGGAGGGAGACGCACUGA
Messenger RNA from Effrenium voratum, 1410 nucleotides. Lineage: Eukaryota; Dinophyceae; Suessiales; Symbiodiniaceae. The record is from the annotation of a GenBank genome assembly.